CCAAGCUAAGAUAAAAAAAGCCUCUUUCAUCGCGCAAACGUUUGCGCCCAAACACCACCCUUAUUGACAAUCAACUCGAGUCACCGAUUUAACCGUCCAUGUCGCUGAUUAGUCGCAGCAACAUCUUCGACCCUUUCUCCCUCGACCUCUGGGACCCCUUCCAGGGAUUCGCCUUCGGCUCUGGCAGCAGCAGCGGCAGCCUCGUCCCCUCGUUUCCGAGUACCUACUCUGAGACCGUGGCCUUCACCGGCGCACGCAUCGACUGGAAGGAGACCCCCGAGGCGCACGUGUUCAAGGCGGACGUGCCGGGGCUGAAGAAGGAGGAGGUCAAGGUGGAAGUGGAGGACGGCAACAUCCUCCAGAUCAGCGGCGAGCGCAACAAGGAGCAGGAGGAGAAGACCGACAAGUGGCACCGGGUGGAGCGCAGCAGCGGCAAGUUCCUGCGCAGGUUUCGGCUGCCGGAGAACGCCAAGACGGAGCAUAUCAAGGCGUCCAUGGAGAACGGCGUGCUGAUCGUCACCGUGCCGAAGGAGGAGGCCAUGAAGCCCGACAUCAAGCCAGUUCAGAUCAGCGGUUAGGGAGGAAGAAGUCCGCGUGAGCCAAUUGAAAGGAUUUGACAAUUGAGAAGGAACCUUCAUUGCUUAAUAUUGAUAAACAUUCAUAUCGUUGGAGAAACUAUCCAAUUAUCAACAGCAGAUCCUUCACAUUACACAACAGUGAACAAGAAUAGUCUUGUUUGUUGUAUUCUAAGUAGGUGCUGAUUCAACCUCACAUCCACUGUUGAAAUUCAUGAUGUGAUUCGACUUGAAGAUGAAAGUCAAUGUGGGUUUCCUUAUUUUUUCUUUCUUUCAAAUCAUCCCACAAGAAAUUAACUAA
Molecule: messenger RNA, 876 nt
Organism: Phragmites australis (common reed)
Lineage: Eukaryota; Viridiplantae; Streptophyta; Magnoliopsida; Poales; Poaceae
Product: 17.9 kDa class I heat shock protein-like
Exons: 1
Coding region: 99-578 (159 amino acids)
Biological process (GO): response to hydrogen peroxide; response to salt stress; protein complex oligomerization
Source: RefSeq, a predicted model, not a curated record